AUGUCCUCUGACAUAGAUUGGUUUCUCCGGCCAACUUAUUCGCCGGAUCAACUGAACCAAUAUUUUGACCGGAUCAGCUUCCCUCGGAAGUAUCGCGAGUCGCCUAUAGUUAAGAAUGGCCCAAGUAUCGACAACCAAGCCGCCUUGUAUUUCUUGAAGGCAUUACAGCGGUACCAGCUAGCGGCUAGUAUUUAUGCAAAAAUUGUGGAUGUCAAGUCCAAUCGGGGCGGCUACUGCAUGGAAAACAAUGCCCUGUUCGGGACCGUCUUGCGGAGUUUGGGAUACAAUGCCAUCUCAGUUGGAGGUCGUGUCAACGAAGCCGUACAGCCUAUGUCAGCAUCGAAGAACUGGAAUGGCCCCAAGUACCAAGGAUGGAACCACAUGAUCAAUGUUGUUGCUAUUGGCGAGCAGAAGUACCUCGUAGAUGUGGGAUUCGGCUCCAACGGACCACACCAGCCCAUUCCAUUAGUGCAUGGUUUCACAUUCAACAACGUGGGCGAACAGGCCGGGCGGCUGAUCUAUGAACCGAUCACUCAACAAAUGCUGAAGAGUCAAUCUCUGUGGCAGUAUGAGAUCAACAACGGUGACGAAACAUGGACACCCGCCUACUGCUUCACCGAGGUCGAGUUCCUUCCUGAAGAUUUCACAAUCAUCAACUACUAUAUGAGUCAAAGCCGGGGGAGCUGGUUCACUUUUCACGUCGUGUGUGUACGCAUGCUUCUAGAUGAUGAGUGUGAGACUAUUGUGGGAGACUUGACGCUAUUCAAUGAUACCCUGAAACGGCGUAUUGGAGCAACGUCUGAGGUGUUGCAAUGCUUUACUUCUGAGGAGGAGCGCAUGGUGGCCCUAGAGAAAUAUUUUAACAUACAUCUCUCAAGAGCGGAUCAAGCAAAUAUUCGCUUCACUGCCUCGGAGAUUUUAUAG
Messenger RNA from Penicillium robsamsonii, 924 nucleotides. RefSeq names its product arylamine N-acetyltransferase family protein. The record is from RefSeq and is a predicted model, not a curated record. Gene Ontology annotation, molecular function: acetyltransferase activity. The transcript is spliced from 3 exons. NCBI's taxonomy places the organism in Eukaryota, Fungi, Ascomycota, Eurotiomycetes, Eurotiales, Aspergillaceae. The coding region runs from base 1 to 924 and encodes 307 amino acids.